CUCUCUCACUCUCUGCCCCACUCAUGAUCUGUCUCACCACACAGAGACGGUUCUGAUCCAAAGUCAGGAGCAUCUCUCUGCCUUUGUUGUACCAUGGGAUGAGACUGCCGUUAUUUUUCAGCAAUUUUUCCCCUCGUCACAUUUGGAAUAUGAGUGGAAAGCUCUCUGCACACUUUUCCUCUCAUGUCCGCGUGGGAUCACCGUGGGAAUAGAGUGUGUGUGUCUGCGGGCUCGUGUUUGUGUCUGCUUCUGAUGGUGUCGAGUGGAGCAGCGCGAGCGGAUCACCAUGAGAGGGGGUCACCACCAGCGAGGCUGCGGGUGUCAGCAUCUGUUCAGAAAACUUCUCAGCCAAUGCGGCUGCUGCUUUGUCAGAAGUAGAGCGGAGUCGUACUCUGUGGCGUGCAGUGAAGGCAGCAUUGCUCCGUCUGCGGGAUCUCUGCCCCACCAGGCCUCAGGAAGCACCAGCCCCUGCUCUCACUCCCCGUCUGGAGCAUCCCGGCACCCGGUCAGCGCCCUGAAAAAGUGGCUCACCAACCCGGUGCGGAAGCUGAGCUCUGACCCCAGAGGUGGAACGGGGAAAGCCGAGAAGCAGAGUUUCAAGGCAGAGGGAAAGCAAAAGCCUUUUUUGCACAGUGAGACUCGGCAAAGUUCACUGGAAGUGCACAAUAACUACACCAUACUGUCCUCUGAAAACACGGACUGGAAAAGUCCCACAGCGACGUCUCCGUCCCUGAUGUCCCGUCAGAGCUACUUAUGUGACCUUCUGGAUGACUCACACAGCCCAAGUCAAAUAUCCGAGGUCAACACUCUGCAAGCGGAGGAGAGCUGUGUGGCUGAAGACUCGCCAUGUCCUUCAUGUGCUGCAGUCGACAGCGAGGAGGAGAAAAAACUCGCCUUGGAGAAGAGCCUAUACGUCCUGACAGAGCUGAUCGAGACGGAGAGGUUAUACGUUGAAGAUCUUGGGCUCAUGGUUCAGGGCUACAUGACCAUGAUGGCCAACCAGGGCGUCCCGGAGGACAUGAGAGGAAAGGACAGGAUUGUCUUCGGAAACAUCCACCAGAUCUACGACUGGCACAAGGACUAUUUCCUGGGAGAGUUGGAAAAAUGUGUCAGUGAUCCAGACAGCCUGGCUCAGCUCUUUAUCAAACAUGAGCGGCGACUUCACAUGUACGUGGUUUACUGCCAAAACAAACCCAAGUCGGAACAUAUCGUCUCAGAGUACAUCGAGACCUACUUUGAGGAUCUACGGCAGCAGCUGGGUCACAGGCUGCAGCUCAAUGACCUCCUGAUCAAACCCGUCCAGAGGAUCAUGAAGUAUCAACUGCUGCUAAAGGACUUUCUGAAAUAUUAUAGCAAAGCAGGAAGGGAUGUUGAGAAGCUUCAGAAAGCGGUAGAGGUGACGUGUUUUGUGCCAAAACGCUGUAACGAUAUGAUGAAUGUGGGAAGGCUACAGGGUUUUGAGGGCAAGAUUACAGCUCAGGGGAAGCUGCUUCAGCAGGACACUUUCUCUGUCAGUGAGCAGGAAGGCAACCUCGUGUCCAGAGCGCGGGAGAGACGUGUCUUCCUGUUUGAGCUGCUGGUCAUCUUCAGUGAGCCGAUUGAGAAGAAAAAAGGUUUCCCUUUGCCAGGCUACACCUUCAAAAACAGCAUCAAGGUCAGCUGCUUGGGUGUAGAGGGGCCUCCUCAAGAGGAUCCGUGCUGUCUGGUCCUGACUUCCCGGGGGACAGACGGCAGUGUAACCCGCUUCAUCAUGCAUGCUUCGUCUCCAGAAAUACAGCAAGCUUGGUACAAUGAUGUGGUCCAGAUUCUGGAGACUCAGAGGAACUUCCUAAAUGCCCUCCAGUCGCCGAUAGAGUACCAGCGCAGGGAAAACACAACCAAUAGUUUAGGAAGGAGCAUGAAGUGUGCAGGUGUGCAACCAAGCGACUCCUCGUCACCAAUGGAUCGGCGUCACCAGCCCUGCCUGCUGUUUUACAACAACUCCCUGCCCUCUCUGCACUCACCACGACUCACCUCUACGUCGCAGGUCCCAAAUGCGGCUGCGGUGGCUCUUCGAGCGGCCCACCCUCCGUUUUCCUCCCAGCAGCAGCUCAGUUUGUCCACAGAGGUGAAACACGAUUGUGGCACCUUCAGCACCCUGUCGCCCUGCAGCCAUCACUGCUGUAAGCCUGUGGGUGCCGGUUUCCAGACGAUUGCGUUUUGUGAUGGAGCGUCCUACCCAGCGCAUCGUCCAAACAGCUUGGAUCAGCUAAAGGAGAGCGAGCAGCACUGACCAUCAUUAAGGCAUGAACUCAUUUCACCUGUCUGGAGCCUGACAGGAGAGACUCCCACACUGCUGCACACCGGAUGGCCAGAAAAACCGUACAAAAUAAUCCAUGUCGGAAUGUGUCUGAGUUUAUGUGCUUAUACCACAUAUCUGAAAUACAGUUGAUCAAAAUGGUAGCAAUGACUGAAAUUUUUUAAAUGUUUCAUUUCACCGCAGAUACGUCUUUCAUGUUCCUUGAUGUUGUACAUGUUUAAUCUUCUUCUCUCCUGUUUUUCACUGGGUAUUUUAAUGACUACAACGUUCAUCCCUCUGAACCAACAUAUAAAAUUCCCGAGUUGCAAUCACAGCUCUGUGACACAUAUCUGUAGCCUGCAGUUUAAGUCUCGGAUCAAAUCCAUAUGUGCAUUCCCCACAGAUUAGCAAAUAGCGUGUGUUUUCCGUUCAGUGGACUGUUUUUGCCCUCCCAUUGUGAGUGUUAUCUGGAAUAAGCACAUUUGGAAACUCUCACAGUGGUGUAAUCAAGCCGAAAGAGGAAAAAGGGAACAAAGAUUAUAAUGUGGUGAUCAUCUGUCAUUGUCACUUUAGUAAACGAUUGUGUGGAAUCAUAACAGUAUGUUACUGUAUGUUGUGUCUCGAUAAAAAAGGUAUAAAACAGAAA
Xiphophorus couchianus (Monterrey platyfish) is the source of this 2924-nucleotide messenger RNA. It is a transcript of the gene arhgef25b, whose product is annotated as Rho guanine nucleotide exchange factor (GEF) 25b. NCBI's taxonomy places the organism in Eukaryota, Metazoa, Chordata, Actinopteri, Cyprinodontiformes, Poeciliidae. Gene Ontology annotation, biological process: axon guidance. Bases 287 to 2272 code for a protein of 661 amino acids. Gene Ontology annotation, cellular component: cytoplasm; plasma membrane; extrinsic component of membrane. Gene Ontology annotation, molecular function: guanyl-nucleotide exchange factor activity. The transcript is spliced from 16 exons. The record is from RefSeq and is a predicted model, not a curated record.